GGACUCCGUGGCUGCCCAAUUCCUUUCCUCCCAAACGCACAAAAAAACAUAAUUUUAAAAAAAUUAGAAUCUUUGAUUAUUCAAUCGAAUAAUAUUUGAUAGUAGCAGUUCGUCGUGAUCACCACUACCUAAUCAUAACCCACCUGUUGUCUAUACAAGGAAAAAGGGCAUGGAUCCAUCACCAUCCUCCUCUUUCUCCAUGCAUUGACUUUUUUUUUCCCCAUUUUCCUCCUUCCGAAAUUCGAUCAAAUGGAGAUGCGGUGGGGUUUGAUCACGGUGCUGAUUGUGGUGUCUGUAGCCGUGGGUUUUGUGUCGGCUGAUGAAUGGGGUCAAAGAGCACCGUAUCGGAUCCACACUCUGUUCUCUGUUGAGUGCCAAAACUACUUCGAUUGGCAGACGGUUGGUCUAAUGCAUAGCUUCAAGAAAUCGAGACAACCCGGUCCGAUUACCCGGUUAUUGAGCUGUACCGAUGAGGAGAUGAAGAAUUACAGAGGCAUGGAUCUCGCUCCCACUUUCCGUGUCCCUUCUUGGAGCAGACACCCUAAGACUGGUGACUGGUAUCCAGCAAUUAACAAACCAGUUGGAGUUCUUCACUGGCUUCAACACAGUGAAGAUGCCAAGAAUGUGGAUUGGGUAGUUAUUCUUGAUGCUGACCAGAUCAUUAGAGGUCCUAUCAUCCCUUGGGAACUUGGUGCAGAAAGGGGGAGACCCUUUGCUGCUCAUUACGGCUACUUGGUUGGUUGCGAUAACAUGCUUGUCCGAUUACACACAAGGCAUCCUGAACUCUGUGACAAAGUUGGAGGUCUUUUAGCUAUGACUAUCGAUGAUCUUCGCGUUUUGGCCCCUCUUUGGCUUUCGAAGACUGAAGAUGUUCGCCAAGAUACAGCUCACUGGGCCACUAACCUUACUGGAGAUGUUUAUGGGAAAGGUUGGAUCAGUGAGAUGUAUGGUUACUCCUUCGGUGCUGCUGAAGCAGGACUGAAGCAUAAGAUAAACGACGACUUGAUGAUAUAUCCUGGCUAUGUUCCACGAGAAGGUGUUGAGCCUGUUCUCAUGCACUAUGGUUUACCUUUUUCCGUUGGUAACUGGUCUUUCACUAAACUGGACCACCACGAAGACAAUAUUGUCUAUGACUGCAACCGUCUCUUCCCCGAGCCUCCAUAUCCAAGAGAGGUGAAAAUGAUGGAACCUGAUCAGUACAAGCGAAGAGGUUUACUCUUAAGUCUAGAAUGUAUGAAUACAUUGAACGAGGGGCUCAUACUGCGUCACGCGCAAAACGGGUGUCCGAAACCAAAGUGGACCAAAUACUUAAGCUUUCUCAAGAGCAAAACCUUCAUGGAGUUAUCAAAGCCUAAACUGCUUGCACCAGGAAGUGUACAUAUCUUGCCAGACCAACACCAGCCGCCGCCACAGGUCGAUGAAUUCAAAGGACCUUAUCCUAAGAUCCACACACUCUUCUCCACUGAAUGCACGACUUAUUUCGAUUGGCAAACAGUUGGGUUCAUGCACAGUUUCAGGUUGAGUGGUCAGCCUGGAAACAUCACUCGGCUUCUGAGUUGCACAGAUGAAGAUCUUAAAAAGUAUAAAGGUCAUGACUUGGCCCCGACGCAUUAUGUUCCUUCCAUGAGCAGACAUCCUCUCACAGGGGAUUGGUAUCCGGCAAUUAACAAACCGGCAGCAGUGGUUCAUUGGCUUCACCACACGAACAUAGAUGCAGAGUACAUAGUAAUUCUUGAUGCUGACAUGAUCCUAAGAGGACCCAUCACUCCUUGGGAGUUUAAGGCAGCUCGAGGCCGACCAGUUUCAACUCCUUAUGACUAUCUUAUUGGAUGUGACAACGACCUUGCAAAACUUCACACGCGUAACCCCGAGGCUUGUGAUAAAGUUGGUGGAGUCAUAAUAAUGCACAUAGAGGACCUACGGAAAUUCGCAAUGUACUGGUUGCUUAAAACACAGGAGGUUCGAGCAGACAAAGAACACUACGGGAAGGAGUUAACCGGGGAUAUAUAUGAAUCCGGUUGGAUCAGUGAAAUGUACGGUUAUUCCUUCGGUGCUGCAGAGUUGAAUUUGAGGCAUAUCAUAAACAAAGAGAUAUUGAUAUACCCUGGUUACGUUCCUGAACCGGGUGUUGACUACAGAGUUUUCCAUUACGGUCUUGAGUUCAAAGUAGGGAACUGGAGCUUCGACAAGGCGAACUGGAGGAACACAGACAUGAUCAACAAGUGCUGGUCCAAGUUCCCGGACCCACCUAGUCCUUCACAAGUCCAUGAAACAGACAAUGAUCUACGGCAAAGAGACCUUCUCAGUAUUGAAUGUGGACAGAAGCUGAACGAAGCUUUGUUGCUGCAUCACAAGAGAAGGAACUGCCCUGAACCUGGAUCUGAGUCUGAGUUGAGAGAGAGUAUCUCAUCUGGCUCAAGAAAAGUGGGUAAGUUGGAAACGAAACAACAAGUCAAAGGAAGCGAUGAUGAGACAGAAGAAACGACGACGUCUGAAGGGAGAUUCAGCAGGUUGAAGAUAUGGGUGAUCGUUGUGUGGGUGAUAUCUGGAGUAGGGUUCUUGGUAGUGAUGCUAUUGGUGUGCUCAACUCGUAAAGUUAGGGCCAGAGGAGGGAAAGGUUACAGAAACAAGAGACGAACUACUUCCUACUCAUCCAAGACGGGGUUGGAAUGAUCUUGGCUUGAAAAUCUUUGAGCAUUGUAUUGUAGAGAUACAAUUAAACCAAAAAUAGAGGCUUGAGGAUAUUUCACACAGAGAUCAUAUAGGGUUUAUUUGUAUUCUUAAAGAUUUUUUUCUUUGUUUUUUCUUCUUUUUUUUUUUAAGACUUCUAAAUUGGUAUUUUGUUCUUCAAACAUGCAAAUGAACCAAAAUCUCAAUCUCUUAGUUAAAACUCAUAAGAGCACCACAUUAUGGACAAGCUGCAGUAUGUCCCCAACCAAAAGGUUACUUGAGUUUAGUAGCCAAAGUGUAAGUGUGUACUCCCAGU
This is a messenger RNA of Eruca vesicaria subsp. sativa (arugula), 2986 nucleotides long. The record is from the annotation of a GenBank genome assembly. Lineage: Eukaryota; Viridiplantae; Streptophyta; Magnoliopsida; Brassicales; Brassicaceae.